Setaria italica (foxtail millet) is the source of this 2738-nucleotide messenger RNA. RefSeq lists its product as uncharacterized. The coding region runs from base 291 to 2444 and encodes 717 amino acids. Lineage: Eukaryota; Viridiplantae; Streptophyta; Magnoliopsida; Poales; Poaceae. The record is from RefSeq and is a predicted model, not a curated record. The transcript is spliced from 3 exons.
CUCCUUCCCCAGACUCCGCCCCCUCCGCUCCUUCCACCUCUUCUCCCCACCUGCACGCCGAGACCCACCACUUCGGAGGAGCAGCCGCCGCCUCGCCUCGCCUCGCCGCCGCCGCCGCCGCCGCCGCUCUCGCUGACAUCUCCCUCGUGUCGUCUCUGGAUUUUCACCCGAGGCCCUUCCAGAUUUCUCGGACAAGAAAAGGAGGCUCCUUGACUUGAUCAGUUCUGGGGAGGAGCGGGAUGGGGAGGCGAUGGUGGUGAGGAGAUAAGGGGUCGCAGAGAUACAGGGCGAUGGGGAGCUGCGCGGGAGAGGAGGAGGAGUGGCCCGGCGGCGUGACGGGGGCGGACGCCGAGGUCGGGGCGCUCGUCUGGGUGCGCCGCCGCAACGGAUCCUGGUGGCCGGGCCGGAUCCUCGGCAUGGAUGAGCUGCCCGAGAACACCGUCAUCCCUCCGCGCUCCGCUGGCACGCCCAUCAAGCUACUCGGCCGCCCCGACGGCAGCAUUGACUGGUAUAAUCUCGAGAAGUCUAAACGUGUGAAGUCAUUUCGUUGUGGAGAAUAUGAUGAAUGUAUACAAAAAGCAAAGGCUCUAGCUCGCCAUCAAAAGAAGACACAGACUGAAGGGAGGUAUGUUCGCCGAGAGGAUGCCAUUAUCCAUGCCCUUGAAAUUGAAAGGUCCCGUUUUCCAAAUAACUAUGAUGAUGAUCUUGAAGAGGACACCGAUGAUGAUGUUUGUGCAUCCCAGAAUAUCUAUUCUGCAAAAUCUAAAAACAUAAAUGGGUUCAACAAAAGAUCUUCUCGUGGCGCAAGGAGUAUGUAUGAUAUAGAAGAAAGUUCAGCUCAAGAUAUGUCUCAAGCCUUGACAGUGUAUAAAAAGCCACAGAAUUUAUCCUCUUCAAGUACUAGGUAUGCAUCAUCAAAAAAGAAGAAGCGUAAAGGACGUAAGAAUUUCGAGGAUGAUACAGUUCAAGGAUUCCAGCGUAUGAGAGAUCUUAGGGAGAUUGGAACAAAGAAUGUUACCAAGCAGAAGUCUGGUGCGGGCAUCUUUUCUGAUGUACCUCUUCUUGAAAGUGGACCAAGCUUUGGCUAUGAUUUGUCCAGUACUAAUGGGAUAAAAAAGGGCAAGCAAUCUCAUUCAUCCAUAAAAAAGAAACGAUCCAAUAUCGGGCAAUCCUAUGAAAAUUCAAGGAAGAAAGAUAGGCAUCGUCCUCUGUCGAAGUUAUGUGAAGAUCCAGAAGCGUCUGGAACAUAUUAUCACUGGGACCCUUCAGGCCAGUCUUCUAGCCAGUACCCAGGAGGCCAGAUGCCCAAUAUGUUUGAACCAAGUAGGGCAAAAACUAUUUUUUCAACUGAUGUAAAUAACUGUUCCUACAGCUCAGGCACUUCAAGUUUGGAGACAUUAUUAGAUACAUCACACAACAAUCACAAAGGUUCUGCCAUCUCUGAUGGUGAUAAAUUUUUUGAUGAUGUUCUGGAGGAAGGUCAUGUUGAUACUUAUGGAUCUUGUACGUCCAUAAAGGAUCAGAUUUCAGAGCCGAUUAAUCAAACUACUGACUGUGGCAUAGUUGGUACAUCUUCAACUCGGCAUCAUAGAAGUUCCAAGAAGAAAAACAUAAGCUCUUUUGCUCAGAUACCUGAAGAAAGCCGCAUGAAGGAUAACAAUUCGCUGCUAAAGCAGUAUGAAGGGACAAUAAAAUUGGAUGGUGGUGUCUUUAGGCCUACUGAACUUGAGGAUAGUAUACGACAUGCAACUCCUGAGCAUGAAGAAUCCUCUGAAACUAUAAGCAACCAUUCAAACUCUGAGAAGGGCACAACAUCAUUACCAUAUUAUGUUCCACUGCAAGUACUACCACCGCUUGAACCGCAGCCUGAUCUGAAACCUCCAAGAUGCCCUGUAACGAGGCCGCCAACCAAGAGAGCGCGUGCAGACCAUAGAUUAUAUGAUGUUGAGCUGACUGUCCGAAGAAGCCAGAGGGGUCAUCCCGUGCCCCUUGUUUCCCUCAUGAGUAAAUGGACAGGUAAACAAAUUGUUGGGUACCCUGUCACUGUGGAGGUUUUGGAGGAUAGUCGUCCCGCAGCAAGUAGAGAUGAGCACUGCCCAGCAAUGAGCAGUCUCGACUCCUUACUGAAGAGCAGAGUUACAGAACCACGGCAAGCAAGAUCUUCAAAUGCAUCACGAUCAAAAUCUAAGUCUAGUUGUCGGAAAAAGGCCUCGGAGCAUGAUUUGGACAAGUCCUGGCGGCCCCAUGCCAAGAAACCAGCAUCUUCACCGAGGAAAAUGCGGAGGCUCUCAUCUUUUGCUGGCAGCCGGAGGGAGAGCGGAGACAGGAAGCCUGUGGUCGUGAAAACUGGUGGACCUACUGUUGCAUGCGUUCCACUUCGACUCGUCUUCAGUAGGAUCAACGAAGCACUAAGCUUCUCAGUGAGGCAAGAAAACCCCACCUGAAGAUGUGGUGGGCAGGAGAGCACCUUUGCAUGGCAGGGAUAGUAUGUGGGCAGGCAUAUACAUUUGCUAGGUUUUCUUUUGUACAUUAGUUACCCUAUAAUCUAAAAUCUGAAUGCCUGGCAUGUUUACAUCAGUAUCAUGUCUUUUGUAAUCUGUAAACGCGAUAGGUGGUUAUUACUUACCCUCCUGGAGAUUCAGGUGGAAGAGCCUAUGUUGGGAGGAAAUAAGGGGAAUCAGUUGCUGCGGUUUCUCCUGACGGUGGAAGAGAAAUGGCAGCAGCCCAGGUUCGCUAUA